Macaca mulatta (Rhesus monkey) is the source of this 1910-nucleotide messenger RNA. Lineage: Eukaryota; Metazoa; Chordata; Mammalia; Primates; Cercopithecidae. The record is from RefSeq and is a predicted model, not a curated record.
AGAAAGACUCUACAAUUGAUAAAACUAAGUCAGACCGAACUGGUUCAUUUUCAAGUAAAAUAGCUUGCAAGACAAAAAGACCGCCUCAAAGUCGCUGCCCUUGGGGCUCUCCCACUUGCUUUACACGCUAGGAACGGAGAAUGCCGGGAACCCAAGAGCGGCCGGCGCGGACGCCGAGGCAACACUACUUGGGGCACCCGGUACUCGCCGUUAGCUCCCGGCCUCCUUUGCUCUCGCGCCUCCAGGGGCUCAGGCACUGCUCCGGGAGCGCGGAAUGUUGAGGAAGACGGCGGAACUUCAGUAGGGAGACCUAUCUGGGAAACGUUUUCAGGACACGCGGUGGGGAAAGCAACUAGCCUCCGGCGGGGCAGGGCGGGGUAGCCUUACCUGCAGAACCACCGGCCACGAUCUGCCGAGAAGCCUCGCGCACUAAGCCGACUUCAGGCUUGGCGGACAUCUUCGCCGGGAGGAGGACGAGGGAGUGGGCUGAUAUGUGUGGGCGAGCUCGCCGCCUGCACAGCCUACGAAUCCAGAGAGCCCCUGCUGGGCUGGUCCUCGGGCGGGUUGGCUCCCUGUGGGGCAGCAAUCCGGCGACUGCUGGAAAGCGAGGGUUCGAGGCGCAGAUUCGUCGCGCGAUCUGCCGCGAGUCGGAACCUGUCAGCAGUGCUCUUGCAGAGGCGCCCUCGGCUCCGAAAAUGUCCCUGGAAAUAAGACUCGGGGAUGGGGUUGGGUUGGCUCUUCGCAACGAGUCAGGCUUUGUCUCCUGGAUUGGCGCCCACGCCCUUCUCUAUCAGGAGCCUCCGGCAGAGUUUGUCAAACUGGACGCGCUGCCUCUGAUAACUCAAGUGAAAUGACCCAGGCCUGGAGCGCCAAGUGCAAAGCUGGGACGACCGUUGCACCUCCUGGCAUGCCAGAGCACAGUGAGGUUCAAAAGAAGGGACAAGUGAAUAAAUUCCUCAGUUAGUUAUCCUGUAAUUGUGGUCUGUAGCAGCUAAGUCAAAGCAAAUCUAAUUUACACUUACCUUACAAUAGAGCUAAGGUAGUACUUUACCAAAAAUGGUUUUGAUUUAAGGUAAAAAUCAUACCUCAUCAACUUGAGUUUUAUUUACCUAAGGACCAAAAGAAGAAAAAGCCUGCUUAUAAAUAGUUUCUUCUAUACCCAGAUCAGUGGUUCUUAAAAGUGGUUUUAGUACCCACAGCAGUAGCAUAAUUUGUGAAUUUGUUAGGAAGUCAAAUUGGUGGGCCCCACCCCGACCUAAACUGAAUCAGAAUGUCUGGGGAUAGGGCCCAGAAACAAGUUCUCUGUUGGUUGUCAUGAACGUUAAAGGUUGUGAACCACUGACCUAAACAAUUGAGGAACAUUAAGGAACUUACAGUGUAUUCUCUCUACAAAAGGUUUGGUUAUUCGUACUAGCACCUUAGGAUAGUUACCAAAACAAAACUACUAAUUUAUACUCUUUUUAAACUACAAGUUGCCUAUUUUAUGUAGGAGAGAUAUAAGAUUGUGAAAUUCUCCAAAAAUACCUGCCACACCCCUAACAGACAGGAGAUGAUAAGAGUAAAACAGAGAACUGGGAGGCUUUAGAAGCCCUAUUGUAAUAUUUCUUAAAACACAUUAUUUAAUGCUAAACAUAUUUAGUGUGAGCCAUAUAAAAAUUGCCAUUUUUGGAGGUCAAAAACCGUUGAAUAUCAGCAAUUAGUAUAGUUCAAUUUAUGUGAUUUCUAAUGUACCAAGUGCAAUAAUUUGGUCUCAUACUUGAUUUUUUAUUUCUUAGGCUGAGUCAUUAAAAGUUGAUCAGUGAUAUCUGGCAAAAUUAUUUAAAGUGCUUGAGGAAUUGGGGAGACUUGCUGCUUAUGUGAUCAGAUACACAAAAAUGAAGUUUUUCAUUUCAUUAAAUAUUUGAUUAAAA